Symbiodinium sp. CCMP2592 is the source of this 279-nucleotide messenger RNA. Lineage: Eukaryota; Dinophyceae; Suessiales; Symbiodiniaceae. The record is from the annotation of a GenBank genome assembly.
AUGCCUCAGCCGCAGGGCUACAAGAAGGAGCUGGACAAAGCAAACGUCACGAUAGUUUCCAUCGAGAAGGCUCUGUUCCACGGCUCUUUUUUACUGCCUUUCUUUGCAUGCUUGGGCGGAGGAGCUGGGAGACGUGCAGCGAGCGUUGUGCAUGGCAACACGCAAGCUGCAGACGGUGCAAAAGGUCAGCGAGACUCAGCACCAGGCGUUGUUGGAGGAGCGGCGGAGGUGCCAAAGCACGGCUGUUGGUGUCGAAACUUAGUCCAUGAUCAGUCAUGA